Messenger RNA from Gigantopelta aegis, 1657 nucleotides. RefSeq names its product putative lipoyltransferase 2, mitochondrial. Gene Ontology annotation, cellular component: mitochondrion. The record is from RefSeq and is a predicted model, not a curated record. Gene Ontology annotation, biological process: protein lipoylation. Gene Ontology annotation, molecular function: lipoyl(octanoyl) transferase activity. The transcript is spliced from 3 exons. The coding region runs from base 393 to 1175 and encodes 260 amino acids. NCBI's taxonomy places the organism in Eukaryota, Metazoa, Mollusca, Gastropoda, Neomphalida, Peltospiridae.
CAUCAAAGCGUGGGUCUUAUGUAAAGCUAGAUCGAGUUUGAAUAGAUACUAAUAGUAGUAUAUUUAUAAAUGCUUUUAGCGCUACCCGGUUUAUAACGUGCGCUGUUAGCUAGCAGACGACAUUUGAGAAAGCUUCCCCAUUUCCUCGUGCAUCACCCGAGUUACUCUCGUCGCUGGUUUUCGUCUGCACGUGUUGUCAGUCACGUUCCGUCAGUUUGUGGACAUUUUGCACACCGUAUGAAAACAAUCGCUCUCUUUUGUUUUCACUUUGACAAGAUGGUUGUGUCUGCAGGUGGACUUUUCCAGAUUUAGUCUCUCUUUGUAAUACUGCAUGGUUUGCCUCCGGAUAAUUCUUGCCAAGAAAUCGCUUUGCUGCUUGCAACUACUAACCAAUGGCGCUCUCGGUUUCCAAACGAUUGGUCUACGUCAUCAACCUCGGACGGAUGGGAUUUCUCGCGGCCAAUGAUGUUCAGAUGCGUUACGCCCGCCAGCACCUGGACGCGCUAGCCGGACACCCAUCGACGCGGCCUAAGAACGUCAUCCUCAUGGUGGAGCACAACCCGGUGUACACGGUCGGAAUCCGCAACUCCGAGUACGGGUACGAAACGGAGAACAAACUGAAAAGUCUGGGAGCAGAGUUCUACCAGACUAACCGCGGCGGGCUGAUAACGUUCCACGGCCCGGGCCAGCUGGUGGCGUACCCGAUCCUCAACCUGCAACACUUCAAGCCGAGCAUGAAGUGGUACAUAUCAUCCCUGGAGAAAACACUCGUCCGGAGCUGUAAAUAUUUCGGAGUCUCGGCGCAGACGUCCACGCACACGGGAGUCUGGGUGAAAGACAGGAAAAUUGCUGCAAUCGGUGUGCAUGGAAAGCGGUACGUGACGACACACGGCAUCUCUCUCAACUGCAACACGGAUCUGUCGUGGUUCCAGCACAUUGAGGCCUGUGGAAUUCCAGAAAAGGAAGUGACAUCCCUUUCCAAAGAAAUGGACCGGCCAAUCACAAUUGAUGAAGUUAUCGGACCGUUCCUUGAAGCGUUUGAAAAGACUUUCGACUGCCACAUCGACAGUUCCAUGUUGGAGUCGGGGAACUUCAGUUCGGUGUUCUCGCGCAGUGUGAACGGACCAAAAAUGUACAGUGACAUUAGACAGAUGUCGACAGCGACGCGGAAAUGAAGUCCUUUUUGAAGGCUAGGCGCCCAGUAUGCUUGCAACAUUAUUAUUCUAGCAUUGCAAUACUCACUGCUGUGGAAUACAAACUUUUAUUGUACUUGUGGAAUACGAACUGAACUGUAUUUAGUACAUGUACCAUGUCACAUGUAUGUAUAGGUUGGGGUUUUAUAUCUUGCAGGAUGUUCCAGAAUUGAUCACGUGUGUGGGGGCAGGCGACUACAUUUAUGUAUAGGCUGGAUCGUAUAUCUUGGCGAUGUUUUAGUACUUAACGAUUACAUGCAGGGUUUGAAGUUUAUCAUACCAAUGACAGCAAGUGUACGUGGUUGCCCCUCUUCCUUGUCCAUUGUAAAGAGAAAAAAUAACAGCAGACCUCCCCAACCCCCCUAAAUAAUACAGUGCCACCUGCCUCCCCAACGUGAUCAUUAGUAUUCAGGAACAGCCUUGAAAAAUAACAAGUGUUUGCUUUUUAAACUUUAUGCAAUUAA